AUGGGGAUGUUACCAUCAAGUGGAAGCCGCAUCCUUGUGGCAUUCUUUGCUACUGUUUUUUGGGGAAUGGGAGUUCGUGGACUUCACAACCUGGAAAUAAAUGUCCCCAACGCCGUAUUAGUUGGGGAAACAGUAACCUUGGAAUGUAGUUGGCAGCUGGAAGAUGAAGAAGCACUUUACAGCGUGAAAUGGUACCGGGGACGGGAAGAGUUCUAUAGAUAUAUACCGAAAGAACUGCCGCACACAAGAGUAUUUCCACUACCUGGUAUCGAAGUUGAUAUAUCGAGAUCCGGCGCUCGGCGAGUGGUACUGCAGCAAGCAACUCCAGCGAUGGCCGGUCGAUUCCGAUGUGAAGUUUCCGCAGACGCACCUACAUUCCACACUGAAAUACGAUCUGCGCCCUUAGAAGUUGUUGAAGCUCCAGAGUGGGGCCCUAAGUUAGUCUCAGAUCGCUCUUGGUAUGGCGUUGGCUCAACUUUGCGAGCCACUUGUGCCUCAUCGCCUGCUCAUCCUCCAGCUAAUUUGACGUUCGCACUAAACGGUCGUGAGGUUGACAUGGAAUCACUCUUUCACGAGUUGCCAUCGUGGUUUAAGUGGGACCCGCCACCGAAGCCCGAAGCGACGACUACGGAGCAACCUGAUGACGACAUGAUGUUCAAUAUUUUUCACGAUGAAGGCAACAUUCAAUAUUUAGACGAGUCUUACAUAAAUCAGCAUAAAGAGGAAAUUAGGAGGCCACCGAAAGACAUUUCAAAGCCAUCAUUCGAGAGAACAGGUCCGGAUAAUAGACUGCCGUCAAUAGGAGAGGUGUCGUUCGUGGUGCGAAACGAAGCGUUCGAGCGCGGUAGUCUCCGACUGACCUGUAUAGCAAACAUAUACAACCUGUACUCGGCACGCGCCGAACUAAUUUUCGAUAUGGAGCAACCAGAAGUUGCAUCCGUGCUAGGCGUCCGUAAUAGAGCAGCAGAUUUGUCGUCACGCAGUCUUUGGCGAAUACCAACAGCAUUCGUACUAUUGCUGUACAGUGUACGGUAG
Arctia plantaginis is the source of this 1035-nucleotide messenger RNA. The record is from the annotation of a GenBank genome assembly. NCBI's taxonomy places the organism in Eukaryota, Metazoa, Arthropoda, Insecta, Lepidoptera, Erebidae.